UAUUCCGUGGUCUCACAUGAAUUGCUGUGGAGUAUCGUCCUUCUUUUAACAUGCUCAUCCUCACUUAUCUUGCUCUUCUUUUUUAUGUUAUAUCGACGAUUGACAUUUAGAGUAGAGCCACAUUCUAUAAACAAAGCGAUGCUAUCCUACUAAAAUAAAGAAAAUGACUAUGUCCGGUGAUCCAAAGUCACCGUCUUCCCGCGGUCAUUUGAUCUUAAAAUCUCACUCUCCUUUACCUCAAUUUCGAUGUGCGAUUCCCGUUCCUCAAUCAUCAGCUCUGGUAUCGCAAUUGAGGAAUACAGUCUUGGCAAUUCUUACCGGUCAAGCGACAGCAAAAGAUCCAUCAUCCUCAGUCACACCAAAUAGUACGGAUGCGGGAUUAAGUUAUUCCGAACAUCUUAAACAACAAACUCUACACGAAUGGAGAUUGAAAGGUCUCGUUUUAGAACUCAAACAGAAUGCAUUGAUCGCUCCAGAAACACGACAGCAUAUGGAUGAUGAAACAAACGGUGAACACGAACAAAGAGGAACAGGUUUCGUACUCGCUGACGAUCAUGAAUGCGCAUUAUUGGAACAUGGGGAUGAAAUCAAUAUUUGGUUACGUGAAGGACAAGAGAUCGAAUCUUUACGUUUACCAAAGUUGUCCUCAAGGCACGAAUAUGGACUACCCAAUCAACCCUCCUUGACCCGAUCUGGAACCCUCCUUGGUCCACCACCACCGUACACGAGCAUACAGGAAGAGUACGAAUUUGGAGUUCCAUCGGCAACAUUGAUCGAACCUAGAGAACCAUCUUCGCAUUCUUCAAGCGUUUCAGCACAUCCUAAUGGACAAUAUGAAACUACCAUGAGACACAAAAGUACGCCCGCCGGCUGGCAUAGAGUCAUGUAUUUAAACAACAAUAAUGAUGCAAACGGGGUGAACAACAAUACCACAACGAAGCCGGCAAGGCGCAGUAAGCCAAAGAGACUUAUGUCAGAAGGCUCAAACGGUUUAGUGGAUCAGACACCGAAGCCAACCAGACGUAAUUCGUCCAAUGUUCCUGCUAAACCUCCGAUUAUCAAAGAAUCGAAUGAUGGCAUAGUAUCUGAAGUCAGACGAUCGCCUUUGCAUUCUCCUCCGACUUCACCAUCCAUUUCAAAUAAAGAGAUUUUGAUGUCACAAGCAAUUACAGAAUCUGGCCCUUCAAAAGCAGCUCGAGCAGAGAGGGAAAAGUUGCGAAAAGCUGGUCAAAAGUCCAUGCCCUCGCAAGCUCUAAUUAUCGGACCUGGUGUACAAGGCAAGGUUGGAAGGGUGAACAGUGGCGGUGAGAGUAGCAACAAAGGUGCAAUCACCCCUCCUGCAGAAGGAGUAGAAGCUGGCGAGUAUGGUAACAUGGAAGCCUUCGUUUCUUUCACUGCUGCCAGUUCUGAGGUUCAUCAGAUUAAAAGCAAUGCACCUUUAGGAUCCCGGAGAAUGUCCAGCAGAUCAGGAACGUCCGGCAAGGAUGAGCGAUUGGCAAAGAUUACCGAAGCCGCUCGAGCUUCAGGAGAAGGACAAAAUGGUAGCAAUGGACGAGCUUCGGGUGCCUCGCUUGCUUCUGGAUUGGCGACAAACAAUGGAGGGAAUGGGGAGGAUAAUAAUACAAAAACUGGAAAAAGCAAGCCUAUCUUUAAGAAAUACGUAAAGCUUCCGGAGAAGCCAGAACUUCCACCUAUAAGAAAUUUACUUCCAUUUGAGAAAGAUGAUGGCCCGGCAAGUGAAACAUUAAUGCCUAUGCCGGAACCUUCGCCUGCCCUCAUUCCACCUGUGAAUGAUGCUACACCUGGUAGUAGCCAACAAAGUGAACGUGAACUGCAAUUGACGGAAGAUGCAGCUUUGGCUCGUGCUUUGGCCGAAAGCUUGACUUACGAGAGAAGUCCCUCUACUUCCAAUCCUCCUACACCGGGUCUCAGCACAAAUAAUCGAAGUAUGACUGCCUCACCUGCUCAGCUAAUCCAAUCAAGGCCACAAAAUCUGGCUCGGAAAUCAUCUUCGAGUGCGGAAGCCUCUAAACUUUUGAAUCGAAAGACGAGCAAUGAUGCAAGUAAGCUGGAGCAAAAGAGGUCCUCAACGCAACAAAUGCCUGGAAUUGUACGACAGAAAAGCGGAGGUGCGAUAAGUAACGGAAGCGGCGGAAAAGGAGAUGAAGUACAAUUGAGCAAAGCGGAAAAGCGUUAUAACGAAGUAAAGAAAGCAUUAGAAGCGGAAAAGAAUAAACAAGCGGAACAAGAACGUAAUCGAAAAGAGAAAGCGCAAAAAGAACGUGAAGAACGUGAAAAGUUCUUACAAAAGAUCGAACAUGAAAGAAGACAAAAACAAGAGAAAGCAAGAUGGGAAGUUUGGGAAGAAGUUCGAUCCCGUCAAACGAAAGAGCAAUCUCGUUGAUUUUUUUCUAUUUAUCAUUAACACCACUGUAUAUUUAUCGGUUUCCAUCUUUUCCAUUUUCAGCACCACAUACAUAUUUUAUCAUUUCAUUGCUUCGGAGCAUAUCACUUCCCAGCUCACAGACAUUCGUGUGUUGUGUGCAGAUGAGAAGAAAGGAAAGCUAUUCUAUUUCGAUAUAUCUCUGUCAUUAAAUGAUAAAAAUUAGUCGAAGAAUGAUUUGUUGAAGCGGCCCUCAAACCCUUUUGAAUACUUCUAAUUCUACCCAAUUUCUAUAUUGUUCACCUUUACGUAAAACUGUAUCAUCUUGAGCGAAUUG
Messenger RNA from Meira miltonrushii, 2720 nucleotides. RefSeq lists its product as uncharacterized. The coding region runs from base 164 to 2404 and encodes 746 amino acids. The transcript has a single exon. NCBI's taxonomy places the organism in Eukaryota, Fungi, Basidiomycota, Exobasidiomycetes, Exobasidiales, Brachybasidiaceae. The record is from RefSeq and is a predicted model, not a curated record.